Molecule: messenger RNA, 1232 nt
Organism: Phycomyces blakesleeanus NRRL 1555(-)
Lineage: Eukaryota; Fungi; Mucoromycota; Mucoromycetes; Mucorales; Phycomycetaceae
Exons: 3
Coding region: 58-945 (295 amino acids)
Molecular function (GO): lipid binding
Source: RefSeq, a predicted model, not a curated record
CCUCUUUUUUUUUUUUUUGGUUUAUAUAAUCGUUAAGAAGACCAACUUUUAAUCACCAUGACUAUUCCCGAAGCUUCCCACCGCCACGCUGAAAAGAACCGUGCUGCCGUUGAACAAUUCAAGGCCUUGGCAUCCACCCUUGAGGGCUGGGAGCUCUCAUCUGAGAAGGACGGCGUGAAGCUUUACAGCAAGAAGGUUGAAGGAAGUCCCAUGCCUUUGGUUCGUGGUGAGAUUGUCCUCAAGGGAACCGACUACAGUGUCAGAGAUGUUGCUGCUGUUGCCUUGGUACCUGGCUGCAGAAAGAUUUGGGAUGAGCGUUAUGAUGUUUCCGAGACAAAGGAAUGGUUCUCUCCCUUUGAGUCCCUCUUCUGGGUCAAGCUUAAGGCUCCCUGGCCCAUCAGCCCCCGUGACUUUGCUGCCUGUUGUUUGCGCGACAUGAGCGAUGACGAGUGCAACCUGGUCAUUGCCUCUGUUGAAGACCCUCUUAUUCCUCUGGUCUCUGGCUGUGUUCGCGGCAACCUGAUUGUUUCGGGCUGGAAGGUCCACAAGGUCGCCGACGGUGUUGCGUUGACCUACAUUACCCAGGUCGAUCUUGCUGGCUCGAUUCCCUCGUCGUUCCUCAAGACUAUCCAGAUCCAGGUCCCCCUGUGUGCCGGCAAGGUUGUCGAGUACAUCAAGUCCUACGGCUUCCCUCCCAUCGUGCUCGAGUGCACCUCGGGUUUCCAGGGCGAACACUUUGACCACGCCAAGCGCUCGUUGGUUGCCCACGUCGAGGGACAGGGUGAGGCCCGCUUUGUGGCCUCCCACAAGAUGUAUCCCAACGGUGUCAAGGUUGCCAUCUCUGGUGCCGGUACUCCUGAAAUCAUUCCUGGUAACAAGGAUGACAAGAUUAUUGUAGUCAGAGGUAUAGAUGGACCUGCCACCAUUACCAUCACCAAGGCUUAAACAAAUCAAAUCAAAUAAGAAAGAAAGAAAGAAAAAGAAGAAGAAGAGAAUAGAAUAGAGAAGUUCAUUCCCUUUUAUAUAUAUAUAUAUAUAUAUAUAUAUAUAUAUUGCCCAUUACAAAUACAUAAAGACACACACAUUUACACACUCACUCCACUCAUAUAUUCACAUAAACACUCAAACAUAUUCUUUUUCUCUCUCUUUUGUCCCUGUUGAAAUGAAGGCAAUAUAUUUAUAAUAUAUCAACCAAAUUAAACAUUAUUAUUAUUAUUAUUAUUAUUAUUAUU